GCCCACGCGUCAGCGGGUGGAACAUCCCGCGCCUGCGCGUUGGGUUCGCCGCCCGCCCGCCCCUCCGCGUGCGGGGAGCUUUAUUUAAAACGCCCUCCGCCUCGGCUUGGCGCUACAGUGACGAUAACCGCCGCGGCAACAAACAUUCCUCCUCCCUCUUUGCCCCUCUCCCCCGCUCCCCGCGCAUGAUCCGCUUCCUCUAGCCAUGUCGCCCCCGUCGUCGCCGUCGCCUCCGUCGUCUUCCGAGGAGGCGGCGGCGGGCCCCGGCAAGCCCGGUUCGGCGGGCGCGAUGGUGGCCCCCGGCAGGUCCAGCUCGGCGGCCCGCGGGAAGUCCGGUUCGGCGGGGGCCAUGGGCCGCGGCAAGUCCGGUUCGGUGGGUGCGGUGGCCUCGGGCAAGUCAAUCUGGGCGGAGAUGGGCGUGGCGCCGUUCCAGGACGGGCAGUACGUGCGCCUCCGCAACCGCGGCCGCGGCGGUUACCUCUGCGCCGACGAGACGGGGCGGGGCGUCUCCGUCGACCACCGCCGCGGGAUGGCCAACACGGCGUGGGUCGCGCAGGUCCUGGAGACCGACACCAACUACUUCGUCCUGCUCCGCGGCGCCUACGGCCACCACCUCGCCGUCACGCGCGACGAUGCGCCCCCCGGCCACGUCGGCUGCAGCGCCGCCCAGUGCGCCUUCGACGACCCGGACGACUCCCACGUCAUGUGGUGGUCCACCCCCGGGAAGAGCGGCAGCGUCGUGCUCCUCCACGGCACGUCGGCCAGCCUCAGCGCGCUCCGGGCCAACGGUCGGUACCGCCGCUGGCACAGGGGCGUCACCGUCGAGGCCAUCAACCGCUCCCGCGUCACCUCGAUGAUGGAGUGGGAGGUUCAGGUCAUCCCCCUGAGGGUGGAGAGGCCGCCGUACCAGCUGCGACCGGGAGGCCCCGACAUCCCAUGGCACCAAGGCUCUGAAGAGACUGUGCAAGUCAAUUGCGUCGUGGCAGAUGAUAACGGAAGCACAGAUGAGCGGGGCGGGGAAGCUCUCACGCUCCAUGGCAGGAGUCUGAUGGGGCUGGGCAAUGAACUGGCGCAGCGGCUGGGCGACGGCCUCAACUUCCAGGACAUCACCCUCUGCAUUCGGGCAGGCAACCUUGCGCAGCCCACCAUUCUGCUCACCGACCUGCCCCAUAGAGACGACCCCGUUGACAUCGUGGUGUUCAGAGUUGGCACACCAGGGCAUGACCGACUGCUGUUUCCAGAUCUUGAUGCUGAAUAGAAGAGACGGAUAGGAUCAGACAAGAAUGAAUUCUUCCCCUGGACAGUACUGUCAACGCCUCCACAAUUUUACAGCAGAGUGAUGGCCUAACAAGGAUUAGCAGUUUACCUUCUUAUAGCAGUUCAUACAAUACAGUGUGUAGGGUUUCCUCUAGAAUAGUCACCCAGUUCCAGGAAAGUGCAAGUGAUGCGCUCUUCUUUGCCACUUCAUAUUUGGAACACCAGGAGACGACGCUAUUUGUUUGGUGUUUCUGAAACUUCAGAGAAAUAAAACAGUGGUGCUGGCUUGUAGGAACAAAAUAUGUUGGAAGUGCCUAUAGUAGAUUUUUCCUGGUUA
Messenger RNA from Hordeum vulgare subsp. vulgare (domesticated barley), 1594 nucleotides. RefSeq lists its product as uncharacterized. The transcript has 3 exons. Lineage: Eukaryota; Viridiplantae; Streptophyta; Magnoliopsida; Poales; Poaceae. Bases 206 to 1258 code for a protein of 350 amino acids. The record is from RefSeq and is a predicted model, not a curated record.